AUGCAUCGACAGCAUAAUAGCCAACAGUAUCCUGGACAGUCAUACCCGAGUUCGCCGCAACCCCCGUACCCCGCGUCUUCUCAACCGCCUCAACCCCACCAAUAUGGACGACCAGGAAUGCCUUCCACUCCAUCUCCAGUCCCGGGUUACCAGGCUUCCUCUCGACCUCCGUACCAGCAGAAUUAUCAACAGCCUGCUUAUGGCCAACAACCGCCAGGAGCAUAUGGACAACAACAGCAACCACCGCUGCCUCAGCAGCAGCAAUAUGGAAUGCUUCCGCAACAACCUCCUUAUGGACAGCAGCCUUACAGCCAGCAGUACCUUCACAACCAGCAGCACCCUCAACAACACCAACCCUAUCCACAGAAUCAACCCCCUUACCAGCCCGGCCAAUAUCCUCCCCAAGGCCAUCCCCAGGGAGCUCCGGGUUAUCCACCCCAGGGAGCUCCGCAAUAUGGUGGCCCCCCACAACCCCCCGGGCCUCAGUUGAUCGCCGCCUAUAAGCAAAUCCUUUUGAGUACUGUUCAGGAAAAGAACCUUCAAGCAAUGUACCCCCCAAAUUCACCGGCCCUCGAUCAAAUUGCUUCACGAAUCACCAACCAGAUUGAUCAGCUCUGUGCUACAUGGCGCGUUCCCCGGGAGGUGGGACAAGACAUUAUCAAACUGGCCCUUUUCGACAUCAUCCUAUACAUCGAUGACAGCGGCUCCAUGCAAUUUGAAGAGAAUGGUGAUCGCAUCAAGGAUCUCAAAUUGAUUCUCAACCGUGUCACUUAUGCCGCUACCCUCUUCGACGACGAUGGCAUUCAGAUCCGCUUCAUGAACUCUGACGUGCAGGGCGAUAACAUCCGCGGCGAACAGCAGAUCGAACAACUCAUCAACAACAUUCAGUUUAAGGGUCUGACCCCGAUGGGAACGAGCUUGAGGAAUAAGGUCCUGGAGCCGUUAGUGCUUCGUCCAGCGCGAAGCGGUCAACUGAGGAAGCCAGUCCUGGUCAUUACCGUUACUGAUGGACAGCCUGCUGGAGAGCCGCAGGGUGCUGUAUUUGAUGCUAUUAGGCAGGCGAGCAGUGAACUGCAAUCGCUUCCCAAGUAUGGGGCUGGCGCAAUCUCGUUCCAAUUUGCACAGGUCGGGAAUGAUUUGAAGGCCCGCGAGUUCUUGAGCAAGCUUGACGAAGAGCCCGGUAUUGGUGGGCUGAUUGACUGCACAUCCAACUUCGAAGUCGAACAGGAUGAGAUGUCCCGCGCCAACCCACCCGUCGACCUAACCCCAGAACUCUGGCUCACCAAAAUGAUCCUCGGCGCCAUCGACUCCUCCUACGACUCCAAAGACGAAAAGUCAAACCAUCCCUCUAACUCCGGCAUCCGCCUUCGGCCACUACAAGGCCAAUACGGCACCCCACCACCCCAAGGCCAGUAUGGCGCCCCGCCACAACAGGUCCAGUACGGCAGCGGUGGCUAUCCGGGGGGCCCUCCACCACCUCAACAGGGCGGGUAUGGCGGCUAUCCCCCUCAGGGAGGGUACGGUCAGCAGCCGCAGGGCGGCUAUGGUCAGCAGCAACAGCCCCAGGGAGGGUACGGCCAGCAGCCACAGGGCGGGUAUGGACAGGCUCCGCCCCAGGGUGGGCAGGGAGGAUAUCCCCCGCAGGGAGGCUAUGGGGCUCCCGGACGAUAUUAG
This is a messenger RNA of Paracoccidioides lutzii Pb01, 1674 nucleotides long. RefSeq lists its product as hypothetical. The transcript is spliced from 4 exons. The record is from RefSeq and is a predicted model, not a curated record. Bases 1 to 1674 code for a protein of 557 amino acids.